AAACAAAAACAAAAGAAUCUGCUUGAUCAUCAUCAUUUGAACAACUUGAUAGAUUUGUUUUGUUUGUUUGUUUGUGUGUCUGGUUUGAUCUUUAAUUCUUCAGCUUUUUUUUUUUUUUUUUUUUAAGGAUAAUUUUUAAAGGAAUUAGCAAAACAAAAUAGAAAAAAAAACAAUGAAUACAGACCGUCCUAUUGGAUUUGCCAUCGAUGAUAUCGAUAGAUCACAACAUCAACAGGUGAAUAUUGAAAAUAUUCGUCUAACAUGGAUCGAUAGAAUAUGGCGUUUUUUCUAUUCCAAAGAAGAAUUUGAAGCCUAUCUUAUUGAGAAAGAGCUUAAAAAACAAAAGAAACGUGAACGGAAAUUGGCCAGAGAACAACAGGCACAAAUGCAAUCAUAAUAAUGGAUUAUCAUUUGAAUUUGUUUAUUUUGAUUGUUGGAUAUGACCGAAUUUCUUUCAUUUCGAUCUUUUCAAAUUUUAUCAAAUUUUUUUUUUUUUACAUAUUUUAAAUUUUUGAUCAUCAUUUACCACUUGUCAUACUUUACAUAGAUGUAAAUGGUGAUGAUGGUGUUCGGUGAUGGAUGCCAUUGAUUGAUUUUUUUAAAUUAACUUUAAAAUAAAAUUUUUUAAUC
Molecule: messenger RNA, 630 nt
Organism: Dermatophagoides farinae (American house dust mite)
Lineage: Eukaryota; Metazoa; Arthropoda; Arachnida; Sarcoptiformes; Pyroglyphidae
Source: RefSeq, a predicted model, not a curated record